Messenger RNA from Serendipita indica DSM 11827, 369 nucleotides. The record is from the annotation of a GenBank genome assembly. Lineage: Eukaryota; Fungi; Basidiomycota; Agaricomycetes; Sebacinales; Serendipitaceae.
AUGCCUUCGGCUAUCAACUUGACUACUCAGACGCUCUCAAGUUCUCUUCUAACAAUGCACUCUUUGGAGAGAGAGAGCGGGAGCCGGCCUCUAGAGAGCAGUACGGCUAACGAAAUGCAUGGUUCGUAUUUCGCAGCCCCGGCUGUGGUGCCCACACCACUGUCGGAUAGUGGGGACUCGAAGAGAUCUGUGACGGGGAUCGGGGUACCGGGGUCACCACUGGGAGCUCCUCCAUGCGUGGUGCCGAUAGCCAAUCCUAUGCAGGAACAGAUGUAUGUGAUCCCAGAUGCAUACUCGGCGGAGCAACAAGCCGCAUUCCUUUGGGAUGACAUCCUACGCGAGCUUGAUAUACCCAACCACGAGCCAUAG